GCCAAGGAAGGAGGCAGGGGAUUAGCAGAAGAUGGGGAUCUAGGGUUAUAACCAUUUGAGUUGGUCAGAAAAAGCGGAUUAAAAGGGGAACAUAACUCAGCGGCGGAUUGAAGCGGAGAAAGAAUCGUGUGCCGCGGGGUGGUCCUUCACCGAUCGGAGCAACAGAGGUCAAAAGGUGCGAAGCAAUUCCCGAUUUGAGGUGAACAGAAAAAGAAAAAUGGGGAGUUUGAGAAAAGCCUUAUUUACCGUUGAUCGGCUCCUGAAAUCAACGUCUCUCAUUCAAACAGAGGCCUCGAUCAGGCCUGUUUCGAAUUGUGGGAUUUACCGCUUUUAUUCAGAAAGUAUAGAUCUCGCCAAUGAAGAGAGCAAGAGACGGCUUUGUAACAGACUGAUAUACAGGAGCAAACAAAGAGGAUUUCUGGAAUUGGAUUUGGUUUUAGGAAAAUGGGUGGAGGAGAACAUUCAUUCUAUGGAUGAUAAUGGAAUCAAAGCUCUCUCCUAUGUCCUCAACCUGGACAACCCAGAUCUCUGGAAGUGGCUAACUGGUCAAGAGCAACCUCCUGAGGCAGUCAAAACGAAUCCUGUCUUUACGGCAGUGAGCGGCAAAGUUAUGAACAACCUUAAUGCCCAUGCUUCUCCUGAAACACGCGCAAAACCUGGACAGCCAUGGGUGAGAGGGUGGGACGACAUCAAGAGAGGUCGGGACAGCCCUAUAACUGGAAACCAGUAAUGCUAUCAUCAUCCCCCUUGCCUGGAUUUAUUACUUGUGUGCUUGUAAAAAUGUGCGAGAGAUGAUUGUUAUGGGUUAUUUUUCUUACUUGCCUCUACAAAAAGUGGUGGCCAAACUUCGUCUCCAUGCCCAUGUGCCGUUGCUCAUAUUGCUCUUUCCAAACUGUGUUAUAUUGCUGCCCAAAUUCUUCAUUCGACAUAACUGCAUCCUUUCUUGGGGGUGAAUAAGAUUCAAAGUACAAUACUCGUUAAUAUGACACCGAAAAGUAAAAUAAAAACAUGUAUAUGUUUAUAUU
Molecule: messenger RNA, 1025 nt
Organism: Morus notabilis
Lineage: Eukaryota; Viridiplantae; Streptophyta; Magnoliopsida; Rosales; Moraceae
Product: succinate dehydrogenase assembly factor 2, mitochondrial
Exons: 6
Coding region: 218-730 (170 amino acids)
Biological process (GO): mitochondrial respiratory chain complex II assembly; tricarboxylic acid cycle; protein-FAD linkage
Cellular component (GO): mitochondrion
Source: RefSeq, a predicted model, not a curated record